AUGGAGGCAAAGAAAUAUGUCGACCUGAAGAAUCAGGACUGGAAGACUGUCCUGAGAACGUUACUCACCCUUGGUGAUAACAAAGGUCGGCGUGAAUAUUUGAGUCGUUUUGUCAAGAGGUCCAACUCGGGAGGUACCGUAGAAAAUGGCCUAGAGGCUACCGAUCUCGAUAGCUCUCAACUACCACCACCUCCGACCAAUGGACCAUACUUCAUGCUUCCCAGCCAGCUCUAUCGAUUCCCGCGCAAUACAGAAAAGCUCAAGACCGGCUUACUCUCGUUCGACAGGGAAUACGAUGGCGUUGACGAAUCAGACAAACGUAGAGAUGACGGAUAUAAAGAAGAAGACGAACGUAAAGACGACGGAUGUGUCGAUGACGAAUAUGAAGCUCAAAAUCAGGGCGAACCUCUCCAGGUCGGAUCCACCUUUUCCAAACACAACAACCCCACUGACAAAUCAGACGAACGUAGAGACGACGGAUGUGAAGAAGACGACGAAUGCGAAGACAACGGAUGUGUCGAUGACGAUUAUGAAGAUCAAAAUCAGGGCGAACCUCUCCGGGUCGGAUCCACCCUUUCCAAACAUGACGACCCCACUGACGAAUCAGACGAACGUAGAGACGACAGAUGUGAAGAAGACGAUAAAUGCAAAGACGACGAAUGUGUCGAUGAUGAAUAUGAAGACCAAAAUCAGGGCGAACCUUACCAGGUCGGAUCCACCUUUUCCAAACACGACAGCGCCACACUCUUGGCUCUGGGAAUGGCGAUCGGAAGGAUACAAGGGUAUGCAAGUCUCGAUGACGUCACCAUGUGCAGAGAUGCCUCUACAUGUGGACCGACUCCAAUACCGGUCAACAAUACGGAGGACAGAGUGUCGACAUUAGGAAGCGUUGGGAACGGCAAUACUGGCUCCAAAACAGGAAAGAUCAAAGCGGAAGCCGUUAUGAACCUCGCGCUCGGUCUAGGUCAAUCCGGUAGCACUACAAGUCCUCAAAAGCAGGUUCCAAAGGCUGCGGGCGUCCAGCUACAUCAUCUGGCUAUGAACGAUGCGGUGGGAUGGGAGGCCGUCGCCAAGCGAAAAGGGGUUACGAAAGUGGUGUGUACCAUCGCGAUUCCCUACCUUCUACCCACCCUUCUGAUUGGAGCUACCUCGGACGCCGAGGCCGACGCAAGGCGUGAAGAAGCAGCGAAUCUCGGCGUCACGGUACCGAGGUACCGAGGGCCAGUGUCAAUGCUAAAGACAAAGAGCUUUACCAUCACCUCAAGGAGCACUCGUGCAGGUAGUUACAAAUACUUGGAGCUUGUAGGGUGGGGGCUCGCACCUAUCAGGAUUACAGCGAAGUUCAUGCCCAAGCUGUGGAAUAUACUACCGGAGGAUCUGAAUAACAGAGUUAAAUCCUACGUCGAUUGUGAAUAUGUCGUGCCUGCGCUGACAGCUGCACCGGAGGCAUGGAUCAGGAACAACUAG
This is a messenger RNA of Filobasidium floriforme, 1467 nucleotides long. RefSeq lists its product as uncharacterized. The record is from RefSeq and is a predicted model, not a curated record. The transcript is spliced from 9 exons. The coding region runs from base 1 to 1467 and encodes 488 amino acids. Lineage: Eukaryota; Fungi; Basidiomycota; Tremellomycetes; Filobasidiales; Filobasidiaceae.